Actinia tenebrosa (Australian red waratah sea anemone) is the source of this 1408-nucleotide messenger RNA. RefSeq lists its product as uncharacterized. Lineage: Eukaryota; Metazoa; Cnidaria; Anthozoa; Actiniaria; Actiniidae. The record is from RefSeq and is a predicted model, not a curated record.
GCCGCAUCGUACAGCUGGGUGUAGCCACCAAGUUUCACUAAUCUAGGAAAUAAUUGCCCUUCACAGUGGUUAAGCGUUAUCUUUCCUCACCAAUAGUCUAAUUGGUUUCAUUGCUGGACUAAUGUAGCUUUGGCAUAUUACACGUCCUGCCCAAACAUCUAUAAAAGCAUUUAGGUACUGAACUACAGGCACAGAGCAACCAGAAGAGUUACUGUUGAAGACAAGUCCUUAUACUCUAUAACUUUUUACUGCCUUAAAGAGAGAUGCUACCCUUUUUAGUUGUCACAGUUCUAGCCCUUCUCGCGCCACAGCUCACCAAUGGCUCUCCAUACAGUAGGAUGCGCCGCUCCCUGGACGAUCAACAAUGUCCCCCUGGGGUGUGGGGAUGUAAACGUUCUAUUGAUACUAUAAAUGAAGAUCAACAAUGCCCCCCAGGAGUUUGGGGUUGCAAGAAAAAUACAAUUGAGACCGAGGCCUCCAGCGAUCAACAGUGUCCGCCAGGAGUCUGGGGAUGUAAACGAAGUCUAACCAAAUUCUUUAGACAUAUGUACAAAAAGAAGCAUUCAUCAGGCAGACGAUCUCUCAUAGACGACCAACAGUGUCCCCCGGGGGUCUGGGGAUGCAAGAAAGACGCAAUCGAGACUGAGGCCUCCAGCGAUCAACAGUGUCCGCCAGGAGUCUGGGGAUGUAAACGAAGUCUAACCAAAGAUUCAUCUGCAGUUAGAAGGAAACGAUCUGUCGAAGACAAGCAAGAUCAACAGUGUCCUCCUGGUGUUUGGGGAUGCAAAAGAGACGUAAUUGAGACCGAGGCCUCCAGCGACCAACAGUGUCCGCCAGGGGUUUGGGGUUGCAAGAAAGACACUAUCAAGGCUUCUGACGAUCAACAAUGUCCACCAGGAGUCUGGGGCUGUAAGAAGGAUAAAAUUGAAAUUGAGGCCUCCAGCGACCAACAGUGUCCUCCAGGAGUCUGGGGCUGCAAGAAGGACCGCAUUGAGUCCAAGGCUUCCGACGAUCAACAAUGUCCACCAGGGGUCUGGGGCUGCAAGAAAAGAAGUGUUGUCUAACCGGAACUCAAUCCUUUAGGUUCCUUGAUAGGAAAGAUGAUAAUAAAAAUAUUUAAAAAUGAACUUGAAAUAAAGAAAGAAACGACAAAAUCCCGAAAAUUUUUCUUCAUGGUCACCCAAAAAGAUGGUUUAAAAAUUCCUUUAAAAAUAUAUACAAAGAUUAUCAAGAUUAGAAAAAUCAACAAAUUGUGAACGGAAGCUGGGAUGUAAUCAAAUCAUCAACACAGGGUCCCAAGUUUAAACAUAACGCUGUCUUUACUCAUCAGUUGUGAUUGCCUCGUCAUGUUGAAAACAUGUAAGAAUAGUUACAAAAUGGUCCAAAAUAAAAUUAAUUUGAAAGGAAA